Messenger RNA from Tetrapisispora phaffii CBS 4417, 621 nucleotides. RefSeq lists its product as uncharacterized. The record is from RefSeq and is a predicted model, not a curated record. Lineage: Eukaryota; Fungi; Ascomycota; Saccharomycetes; Saccharomycetales; Saccharomycetaceae. The coding region runs from base 1 to 621 and encodes 206 amino acids. The transcript has a single exon.
AUGUACAUUGUCGCUCCAAAUGUUUCCCCAAAGUUGUUAAAAAUCAAUGAUCUCUAUGAUUUGAGAUCAAUGAUUUUUAAAGUCAAUCUUAGGAACGAUAAUAACCCUGGGUUAACUAAUUACAAACGGAUUUGCCAAGUGGCUCAGAAUUUUGAAGGUGAGUUGCUCGAUUGGUAUAUCAUGUUUCAUGAACAGAAUGCAAGUAUAUUAGAGGAAAUGACUUUUGACGAGUUUUUAGAGGAAUUGAAAAAAUUUAUUAGUACAAAGCCAGUAAUGCAACAACUUUAUGAUAAUUAUUAUGAUGUGGAUCAGUGUGGAUCAGUUGAAGAAUAUAAUGCGGAAUUCUAUAGAAUCAUUUUCUUUUUGUCGAGAGAAUAUUUCACAGAGAUUUCAUUGAUAAGUCGAUACCUCAAUGGCUUGAAAAAAGUAGUAAAAGAAGCUCUGAUUAAUUUGAGUGAACAGCCAUCACUUUUGGCAGAAGUAAUGAAUGUAGCAAAAACUCAAGAGACUAUAGUGCAGAAUCAAAUUUAUCAAUCUUACAUAAUAGAUACAGACAUAUAUCGAGAGUAUCAACAUAUGAAUCAUGAUAAAGAACAGGUUUCAAGUACGACUAAAAAAUGA